This is a messenger RNA of Rattus rattus (black rat), 2033 nucleotides long. RefSeq names its product acid phosphatase 4 (gene Acp4). Gene Ontology annotation, molecular function: receptor tyrosine kinase binding; acid phosphatase activity; protein tyrosine phosphatase activity. The record is from RefSeq and is a predicted model, not a curated record. Gene Ontology annotation, biological process: regulation of neuronal synaptic plasticity; negative regulation of ERBB4 signaling pathway; peptidyl-tyrosine dephosphorylation involved in inactivation of protein kinase activity. Gene Ontology annotation, cellular component: lysosome; postsynaptic membrane. NCBI's taxonomy places the organism in Eukaryota, Metazoa, Chordata, Mammalia, Rodentia, Muridae. Bases 783 to 1895 code for a protein of 370 amino acids. The transcript has 12 exons.
GGGGAUGUAGGUGUGUAGUGUCACACAUGGGACCUAAAUCCAGCAUCAAGACUUAUGAGAUUGAAGAGUCCAGACCUGGAUCUCCACACUGGGUCCCGUUUUCUUCCCUAGAGUGUGCUGGGGAGCCAUGGGAGAGUUGUGAGCUGGGAAGGAACAGAUAGCCUCUGGUAUCUUGAGGCAGGAGAAUGACUGAGGUUAUUAGAGGUGCAGCAGAGAGGGGAGAUACACACGUGUGUGUGGAACUGCCUUCAUCCCCCACUAAUUGCUACCAGCUGUGCACAGAGGGAUGCACCACUGGAGGAGCCCAGUUCUUUGCAGUGUCCUCAGGCUGGAGACUCAGGGGACAUACAUGGUGAGAAAGCCUCUUGCGGUGAUGCCUGUGUGGGCUUGAACCCCAGCUCUGACGGCUGUCAGUGGAAUGACCUUCAGUGUUCCGACAUGGCGACCGGGCUCCACUGGCCUCCUACCCCACAGAUCCACACAAGGAAGCUGCCUCCACCUUGUGGCCUCGAGGUUUGGGCCAACUGACUAAGGAGGGCAUCCGCCAGCAGCUGGAACUGGGCCGAUUUCUGAGGAGGCGUUACAAGGCCUUCCUGAGCCCUGAGUACAGGCGCGAAGAGGUGUACAUCCGCAGCACAGACUUUGACCGGACAUUGGAGAGUGCACAGGCCAACCUGGCUGGGCUCUUCCCCGAGGCUGCCCCUGGAAGUCCUGAGGCUGACUGGAAGCCCAUUCCAGUGCACACAGUGCCUGUGUCUGAGGACAAGUUGCUGAGGUUCCCCAUGCGCAGCUGCCCUCGAUACCAUGAGCUGUUGCGGGAGUCCACAGAGGCAGCUGACUACCAGGAGGCCCUGGAGGGCUGGACAGACUUCCUGACCCGCCUGGGCAACUUCACUGGGCUGUCCCUGGUUGGAGAGCCACUCCGCAGAGCAUGGAAAGUUCUGGAUACCUUGAUCUGUCAGCGUGCCCAUGGUCUUGCUCUUCCCUCCUGGGCCUCCCCAGAUGUCUUGAGGACUCUGUCACAGAUUUCCGCUCUGGAUAUCAGGGCACAUGUGGGCCCACCCCGAGCAGCAGAAAAGGCCCAGCUGACAGGGGGGAUUCUGCUGGAUGCCAUCCUCAGCAACUUCUCGCGGGCUCAGCGCCUGGGGCUGCCCCUCAAGAUGGUCAUGUAUUCAGCUCAUGACAGCACCCUGCUGGCCCUCCAGGGGGCUCUGGGCCUCUACGAUGGGAACACCCCACCUUAUGCUGCCUGCAUGGCCUUUGAAUUCCGGGGGAGCUCCAGGGAACCUGAGGAGGAAGAUGGAGAGAAUGUCACUGUCUCUCUCAUCUACCGCAAUGACACCUCUCGCCCACCCCUGCCACUCAGGGUCCCUGGGUGCCCAGCUCCCUGUCCACUUGGGCGCUUCCAGCAGCUGACUGCUCCAGCCCGGCCUCCAGCUCACGGGGCCCCCUGCCAUGGUUCUUAUGAGCCUGCCAGCCCCCCAGACCGCUGGAGUAUCCUCUGGAAACAGGCCAAAGGUGGGCAAGUGCGCCUGUGCCUCACCUGCCCUGGACCCAGCUCAUCACCCAGAUUCUACCCACGCCGGAACCGAAUCAAACAGCACACCCCACAGAGGGCAAUGAUCCAGCCAUUUAAUAGGAACUCACGAAGGCAAAAGUUCCAGGGCUGCCCACCUCACCCCUCCACUAAAUCCAGAUCUACAUUGGCCAGGGGCCAUCUGUGCAGCCAGGGAGACCAGACCCAGCUGGAAGGUGCUUCAAGAGGGAAGGGUAUGGUUAAAAGAAAAUGGGGACAGGGUCCCCAAAGCAAAGUCUUUACAAAAGGGGGUUCUCCUCCCCACAAAAAAGUGUCACAUAAGCUCAAAAUAAAAUAUAAAGUAAAAAUGCUGCAUUAGAAAAGUUUGCAAUGUUAAGCCUUUACAAUAGGAGACUGGCCCUCAAGUGUCAAACAUCCAGUAUAAGUCCAUGGAAGUGCGGCCUAUACCUAAAAUCUAUGUAAGUGUUGCAUUGAAAAAGUAAAAAAUUCAAGAUGG